GAUUUAGUUCAAGUUAAACUUGAUAACUAGUUAGUUAUUUGUUAGUGUGUCUAAGUAGAAUUAGCUAAUAGAUUAUAUUUAUUUUGUUAAUAUAAAAUGUUACCGCGAUAUGACGUCGGUAGUGCGGUUUCUUUGCAGAGAGUCCCGUUGCAAGCACCGCCGAGAAGAAAAAGUAAAAUAAUGGUGAUGAACCAAAAACAUGACUCGGGAAACGAUCUCGCGGAUAUACAGAGUCCGAAUUCAACGAUAACGAGUGUGAACAGUAUUAGCAGUUUACUGAAAGAAAAAUUACAAUUAUCGAUACCUCAGGCGCUGCGCAGUAGCAAAAAACGUCAGAAUGAUGAUUACAGACUACGAGCUUUUGUGGGAUUUUUGUUUUUGUGUGUGAUAUUUUUGGUGGGUUUUGCACAUAUUUAUUACACGCAAAAUGUCCUACAACGCGCUUACUUUCAAAAGUUCAGGCUUAACAAAAACGACCGCUCGCUUCACGUGUACAGUAACACGGGUACGGAAAUAGUGUCAGCAAAAUUAGGGAUUGGAAUUCCUGAAAACACUGGCGUGUUUCCCUGUCUCCCGAACCACCAAAGAGCAGAUUCUAUAUGUUUAGAAUAUUUACACUAUUCCCGACUCUACUUGUCACACAGCCAACGGGAGUCAAUGCACUGCUACCACCUGACCUGGCAGAGUCUAAACUCACAGUUCAACCCCACGGACUGUUUCGACUGGUCUCUGCGUCGCGGGCACUGGUACGGUGGCGGUCAAAUUCAAAACAUGGCCUACCCCUUAGAUUCCGGGAAACUUGACCUAUCGGCUUUCAUAACCGGGGACAUACGCCGCCAUCCCUUCGGGAACGUCCUCAAACGAUACUUCCUAAACUCAAAAGGUGCCACCAUAAUCAUAGACCCCGAAUCGCCUCUCUACAUUUCAAUAAACGCCAACAAGACCAAAGAAUUCUGUCUCCAGGCAAAACACGACGAGUUUGCUUACAUAAACCACCUGACUCCUCUGCCCCAACUUAAAUAUUCCAUCUGCGCAGCUGACAACAUCACAUAUCUCCAUUCAUUGAUGGCCGAAAAAUCACUCUGGGACGGCCUCAAACCCGAUGAACUCCAAGCAGUCGACGUUCUUCUCUCAGAACCAAUUUGGCAAAUUUCUCCGACCAAUGAAGCUGCGAUCUACAACUACACCGAAGACGUAAUUGCUCUAGGGUUCCUUCGCCAAGGGCACGUAUUGCUCAGCGAAGAGUGGCAAUCUAGUCCAGGUGACUUUGUUCUCGACGAAAAUCGCUUUCCUUCAAUGGAAGAGACCAUCAACAUAAUCCGCCGUCGCGGGUUCCAAGUUGUCUUCACAAUUCAGCCGUUCAUAUCCACAGAAUCAGUUAAUUUCAAAGACGCCAUAGCGAACCGUUUGUUGAUAUCCGAAAGGGGAAGCGAUCCGCGAAUUCCCGCAUUGACUCGCUAUCACAAAAGCAACAGUGCCGGUGUCCUGGACAUCACCAACAACAAAACGCUGCCUUGGUUACUAAAGAAAUUGGAGGAUCUCAAGAACAAAUAUCACAUCCAAUCAUUUUAUCUUGAUCUGGGAACGGCCCAUGACAUGCCGCAUUACUACAAAUGUGAGCAGCCUCUGAGAAAUCCUGAUCACUACAAAACUCUUUUUACUAAAGCGAUAGUCGGUUCGGUUCCUGUGUUGGGAGUCUCGGGCGCUAUUUUGCGGCCCAAAGCCCCAGUCUUUGUAAGCUUACCCCCAUUUCCUUCAUCUUGGAAGGCCAUAAAAACGGUAAUUCCGACAAUUCUGAGUUACGGAAUGAUCGGGUUCCCUUUCAUUAUGCCCGGAGCUGUUGGGGGAGAUGUUGCACUUCCUAUGUCUGAUAAUAAUCCUAACAAUGAUAAUGAAGUUAAUUUGCCGGACAAAGAACUGUAUGUAAGAUGGCUGCAACUAUCGACAUUCUUACCGGUUAUUAGAUUCACGCAUUUACCGAGCAAAUAUGACGACGAGAGUGUUCUGGAGAUGGCCAAGUCAUUGACUACUUUGAGGCAAAAAACAGUGACGCCUUUGUUGAAGAAGUAUGCCAAUGAAACGCUCAGCUCGGGACUGCCGAUCAUAAGGCCGCUGUGGAUGUUGGACCCAAUGGAUACCGCCUGCCAUGUUGUCGUUGAUGAAUUUUCCGUAGGAGAGGAGCUAAUUGUCGCACCAAUUUUGUACUCUGGGAGCAGGCAGAGAGAAGUUUAUCUGCCCUCGGGGGUCUGGAGGGAUGGAAUUGAUGGGAGUUUAAGAAAGGGUUCAAGAUGGAUUCAUAAUUAUCGGGUUGCUGAAGAUAAAAUUGCGUAUUUUGUUAAAAUGCCUGAUAAUAUUUUGUUUUGAAAUAAAAUUUUUUAGUUAA
Molecule: messenger RNA, 2383 nt
Organism: Microplitis mediator
Lineage: Eukaryota; Metazoa; Arthropoda; Insecta; Hymenoptera; Braconidae
Product: myogenesis-regulating glycosidase
Exons: 4
Coding region: 97-2364 (755 amino acids)
Biological process (GO): carbohydrate metabolic process
Molecular function (GO): hydrolase activity, hydrolyzing O-glycosyl compounds
Source: RefSeq, a predicted model, not a curated record